This is a messenger RNA of Bombina bombina (fire-bellied toad), 3073 nucleotides long. RefSeq names its product protein phosphatase 2 scaffold subunit Abeta (gene PPP2R1B). Gene Ontology annotation, cellular component: cytoplasm; protein phosphatase type 2A complex. The coding region runs from base 59 to 1828 and encodes 589 amino acids. NCBI's taxonomy places the organism in Eukaryota, Metazoa, Chordata, Amphibia, Anura, Bombinatoridae. The record is from RefSeq and is a predicted model, not a curated record. Gene Ontology annotation, molecular function: protein binding; protein phosphatase regulator activity. Gene Ontology annotation, biological process: protein dephosphorylation. The transcript has 15 exons.
CAUUUUUUUCUGGGACCGGAAGUGGGUGAGGUAGGCCGAGGGUGAAGCCGGUAACAAGAUGGCUGGAGCCGAUGGGGAUGAUUCGCUCUAUCCUAUCGCCGUACUCAUAGACGAGCUGCGGAAUGAGGAUGUCCAGCUUCGCCUGAACAGCAUAAAGAAGCUGUCUACAAUCGCGCUGGCUCUGGGUGUGGAGAGGACAAGGACUGAACUUCUGCCAUUCCUCACUGAUACCAUCUAUGAUGAAGAUGAGGUGCUUUUGGCUCUUGCUGAACAGUUGGGAAGUUUCACUACCCUGGUGGGAGGUCCUGAAUUUGUUCAUUGUCUCCUGCCACCUCUGGAGAGCUUGGCAACCGUGGAAGAGACAGUGGUCCGAGACAAGGCCGUAGAAUCGCUGAGGAAGAUCUCUCACGAACAUUCACCAGUUGACCUUGAAGCUCACUUUGUGCCUCUGGUAAAGCGACUGGCCAGCGGGGACUGGUUUACAUCCCGCACGUCAGCAUGUGGUCUCUUCAGUGUUUGCUACCCCAGAGUGUCCAGUACGGUCAAGGCUGAGAUACGACAACAUUUUAGAAACCUGUGCUCUGAUGAUACGCCCAUGGUGCGUCGCGCUGCUGCCUCAAAACUGGGGGAGUUUGCCAAAGUGUUAGAAUUGGAAUAUGUGAAGAAUGACAUCAUUCCUCUGUUUACCAAUCUGGCUUCUGACGAGCAGGACUCUGUGCGUCUCUUGGCAGUGGAAGCUUGUGUCAGCAUUGCUCAGCUCCUUCCUGAAGAAGAUCUGGAGGCUCUAGUAAUGCCCACCUUACGGCAGGCCACUGAGGACAAAUCCUGGCGCGUGCGCUACAUGGUGGCUGACAAAUUUUCAGAGCUCCAGAAAGCUGUGGGCCCAGAGAUCACCAAAAACGACCUUGUUCCAGCCUUCCAGAACCUCCUGAAAGACUGUGAAGCUGAAGUGCGUGCAGCCGGCGCUCAUAAGGUUAAAGAAUUCUGUGAGAAUUUGCCAGCGGAUGGGAGAGAGACCAUCAUUAUGAACCAUAUUUUGCCGUAUGUAAAGGAACUGGUAACCGACACAAACCAACAUGUGAAGUCUGCCCUGGCCUCGGUGAUCAUGGGCCUAUCCACUAUCUUAGGGAAAGAUAAUACUAUCGAACACCUUCUACCUCUCUUCCUGGCUCAGCUGAAAGAUGAGUGCCCAGAGGUGCGUUUGAACAUUAUAUCUAAUCUGGACUGUGUUAAUGAAGUCAUUGGAAUCCGUCAACUUUCACAAUCUCUUCUUCCGGCCAUCGUGGAGCUGGCCGAGGACACAAAGUGGAGAGUGCGUCUGGCAAUUAUAGAGUAUAUGCCACUACUUGCUGGUCAGCUAGGUGUUGAGUUCUUUGAUGAGAAGCUGAAUUCUUUGUGUAUGGCUUGGCUGGUUGACCAUGUGUAUGCCAUCCGAGAAGCAGCGACUAACAAUCUAAUGAAACUUGUGGAAAAGUUUGGUGCUGAGUGGGCCCAAAAUACAAUUGUCCCCAAGGUUCUGGCUAUGGCAAAUGAUCCUAACUACCUUCAUAGAAUGACUACACUUUUCUGUGUUAAUGCCCUGUCUGAAGCUUGUGGAAAAGAUAUUACAACCAAACUAAUGUUGCCUAUUGUAAUAAAAAUGGCAGCCGACCAAGUGGCAAAUGUACGUUUCAAUGUUGCUAAAUCAUUACAGAAAAUUGGACCAGUCCUUGACAACAAUACACUACAGUCUGAAGUUAAACCGGUGCUGCAAAAGUUGGGUCAGGACGAGGACAUGGAUGUGAAGUAUUUUGCACAGGAAGCCAUGACGGUUCUUGUCUUGGCAUAAGGAAUAUCCAGGAGACUUACCGUUCUCUGUUCAGGAUGUAAUUGUUUUGAAACUCUGCGGAACAACCUUCAAGACCUCAGAUACACACGGCAACUACUGUUGGAAGAACACAUUCCCUUAUAUGUGCCUCUUCUAAAAGACUUUUUUUUUUGUUCUUACUAAUUAUUUAUACAUUUCCACCCAGCCCCUGGUGUAUUUACUUAUCAGUUUAAAUACUGGUGCCUGAAUUCAGUAUUAUUUAUAUUCUAUGUAACUGGCAUACAUAGCGGGACCCACAGAUAAGCCUAUAGCAAGGAGAGAAUCAGAGGGAAAACAGGCUUUAUAAAGUGAUAUUAAUCCACGUAAAGAAACUAACCUUGGGGGAAGUAUGUUACAUUUUACAAAAAGUUUGUGACAAUGUUCUGGUGUAAUGUAUCAGUUAUUUAGGCAUUGGUAGUCCUUCUGUAAAGUCUAAAGUGAACUGUCUUGUGCUGGUGUACUUGGGAAUCCUCUAGAUUUGUUUCUGUUGGUCCAUCGAUAGGACCCUACGGGGGUGGGGGGUUAUUGGCUUUUACUAUCUACUAAAAACUCUGGUUCUCUGGUACUUUAAAAAGCUUCCCAUGUUCUUGGUUGUGGUUAUGGAAUGGAAUUUUUCUCUGCUGUAAGAUGCAGAGGAUUAAUAAAGAAAUCCCUGACCCUAUCUUCAGGUCACCUAUAUAAAGUUCUCAUGCUGAGAUUAGAGCUUUGUGAACCUCCGUCCUGCAGUUCAUCUUAUUAUAACCUGUAACGUAGAUGUAGGUUUUAGCUCACUGCGGAUAUUUUCUGGCAAAUGUGGAUUUUAGUCCACCUGAAUCUGAAUGUAUUUAGGUUGUGAUGACCUUGUACAGUUUAGAAACACUGCUGUAGUAAUCCCAUCUCUUUAGCCAUUGGCUUUAUUUUUGUUGGCAUUGGCCUGGUGACAACUAUGUUUUGCAUGCUUUGGUGUUUCAGGUUCUAUCUGCUAAUAAUAAUAUGGCAUUCAGUGGUAUUGGCUGACCUGUUCUGUAUCCAGCAGACAAUGGCGGCUUUUUUUUCCUCUUCCUUUUUAAUAGGUUGAGCAAUGUGCACCUAAAUUAUCCGACAAAGCGUUUUACUUAAGAGCAAAAUGAAAUUCAAGCCCUGUAAUUUGUAACAUUCCCAGAAGGUUAAACAUAAUAUCAGCUGUAGAAAUGGUCAUGUUCGUGCUUGAUGAUAAAAAUGAAAUAAACAUUAUUUAACUGGAACAAA